AUGCCAAGUUGUUUUUUGUGUAAACGUUUUUGGUCUGUGAAAAAAACUGAUGUUAGCUUUCAUCGACUACCAGCAGAUGAACCACGUAAAAAUCAGUGGAUCCAAUUUUUUCAAGAUUGUGAUGCUGAUACCAUCAAAAUUAAGCCUUCUACCUCCAUAUGCUCUGAACAUUUCAUUUCAGACUGCUUCAAAAAUUAUGUUAGAAGCAAACUUUUAAAAGAAGAUGCCGUACCUUCUAUCGUGGUAAAACGUUUAAAAUAUGCUAAAAUUACUGUUCCUCAGGUGAAAGUGUCUUUAUCCAAUACAUCAACAUUUACUUGUCUAGAAGAGAUUGAAUUGAAAGGUUUUGGAAAACAUCCUGACCUACCUUGUGAUAAACAGAGUUUAACAUCAGAUAGUUUUAGUCUAAAAAGACCAUUUGAAGAAUCACAGUCGGUAAAUGUUAUGGUUCAAGCGUCAAUUUUAGAAAGUCAUGAUAAACCUAGAAGAACAUUUUUGAAACGUUCUGUGUCAUCACUAGUUGAUAUAUGUAAUGCUAAGGAUAAAAAAUUGAAGAUACUUAAUCAACGUUUAAGAAAACAUACAAAAACAAUUGUUUCUUUGAAAAAUGUUAUCAAUACAAUAAAGGCCAAGUUAUUGAUUAACCAAGAGCAGGCAAAUUUAUUAGAUUCAAAUUUCGGUCAAUAACUGUACUAUGGCUCAAAAAACCUCAGACACAAGGCAAGAAAGUAAUGAUUUU
Messenger RNA from Sipha flava (yellow sugarcane aphid), 739 nucleotides. Its product is annotated as THAP domain-containing protein 1-like. The record is from RefSeq and is a predicted model, not a curated record. Gene Ontology annotation, molecular function: sequence-specific DNA binding. Bases 1 to 687 code for a protein of 228 amino acids. The transcript is spliced from 7 exons. Lineage: Eukaryota; Metazoa; Arthropoda; Insecta; Hemiptera; Aphididae.